AGUGAGCAGUCAGUGGCAGUGGUAGUGUGGUGUCGUGAGAUCGUGUAAAAACAAACUAAAGCAUGUUAACAAUUAUUAAUAAUAAUUAUUAGUUGUUUUCUAAGAAUUGUUUCCAUAUAACCGUCAACGGUUUGAAAAGUUUGUGGUUGACUCUUUGUUAUGCUAUUUUUCUCUUCUAAGACUUUUUGUGUCUGAGUUAUUUUUCGAAGAUCUUUUUAUCUAUUAGUGCCAUGGAUGAAAAUGAAGCUGAAGUCAGGUCUCCCAUCAAGAGACUGGGUUCCACAAGAAAAUUGAUUUUCGUUAACAAUAUCCGGUUGCAACUUAACGAGCAACUAAGAUGUCUGGACGUACGGAUGGAAGCACAAGUUGCGGUUCUGACAGAAAUUCAAGACUUCUUUCGCAGAAGAGGGGAACUAGAAUUAGAUUACUCAAAAAAUCUAGACAAAUUAGCAAAGACGCUUCAUUUUAGACAUAAGGAACAAAAACAGAAAAGGGAGCAAUGGCCUUUAUUUUCCAGUUACACAUGCUGGCAACAAUUGGUUGCUCAAACCAAGAACCUCAGUAGGGAUCAUGCUGCUUUAUCUGAAGUAUACUCCAACCAUUUAGUGGCUCGUCUCUCUCAAGUUAUGGAGGACGUACAGAGAAUUUACAAAAGGUGCCGAGAGAUAGGUUAUGAAACCCACGAAGAAAUCCUCAGAGUUUUACAUGAACUCCAUACCACAAUGAAAACAUAUCACAGCUACCAAGCCGAACUUCGACAAGCUGAAACUAAAUUAAGAACUGCCGAAUUACAAAGAAGCAAACUGGAGCAGAGCUUUUCUCAAGAUAAGUUAGAACGAUCGAAGAAAUACAAAUUAAUGGAAAAAGAAGUAAUGAAAAGACGAAACAAAUACACUGACGUCAAAUUAAAAGCACUUAAGGCUAAAAAUGAGUAUUUGUUGUGUUUAGAAGCUGCGAACACUACGAUUCACAAGUAUUUCGUUGAUGAUCUCUCCGAUUUAAUCGAUUGUAUGGAUUUUGGUUUCCACAACUGCAUCUCCAGAGCAUUAAUGAUGCAUAUAACAGCCGAGGAAGGCCGCCAAAAAUCUGUACAAAGUGAUUUAGACUCAUUAUCGGCCUGCAUUAACUCUCUGGAUUCCCGAUUAGACAAGCAGAAGUUUUUAGAAAAUAACCAUGCUGCGUUUAUGAUUCCUAAAAAAUUGGAAUUUCAACGUCAGAAGACUGAUGAAUCUCCAGAACCUGCAAUUCAGAGUAUUCUACACCGAGAAAUGGAAACAAGACUGACCCAAUUACAGCAGAGAGUGACUUCACUUCGAGCAGAAUCUGAAGAAGUGUGGAAGACGCUAGAGACAGCAGAAAGUACCCUACUAGAAAUGUUAUGUGCCAAGGACUACGACUGUAGCGGUUAUUUUGGUGACAAUGCAGUACCUGCUAGCAAACCCCCUGAGACUGUUUCUAUAAAGCUUAGAGCCGAUAGGCAAGAGACUGAAGAAUUUUAUUUAAUUAAAUUUCGAGAAUACCUUUUAGGCUCAACAAAAAUUGCACGACUAGAUGCCAAGCAGGAGUUCUUAAGACAAUCUUUGCUGGCAGAAGCACCAGAUUUUUGCAAUUCGAUCAAACCUGUCAUUAAAACACCAAAGCGCAAAAGAAUCGGAAGACUGCAAAUGAGCGGACAACCCAAACUGUUUGGAGGCUCUAUCGAAGAGUACCAGGAGGCCACAAAUCAAGAAAUACCUCUCAUCAUGAGAUCAUGUAUCAGGGUGAUAAAUUUAUAUGGUUUGCACCAUCAAGGAAUAUUCAGAGUCUCUGGUUCCCAGGUAGAGAUAAACAAUUUUCGAGAAUGGUUUGAGAGGGGCGAAGAUCCCUUAGCAGAUAUGACAGAUGCUUCUGAUAUAAACAGUGUCGCGGGUGUCUUGAAGUUGUACCUCCGAGAGUUAAGGGAGCCACUUUUCCCGAUUAUCUAUUUUGAACAAUUCAUGGAAAUAGCACAAUUAGAUUCUAAGCAAGAUUUCAUAGUCAGAAUGAGGGAACUGAUGGGUAGUCUUCCGAGAUCAGUAGUAGUGGUACUCAGAUAUUUAUUCGCUUUUUUAAAUCACUUAUCAGAAUUCUCUGAUGAAAAUAUGAUGGACCCUUAUAACCUAGCCAUUUGCUUUGGUCCCACGUUAGUUCCUGUACCAGAGGACAAAGACCAAGUACAAUACCAGAAUCAAGUCAAUGAACUUAUUAAAAAUAUUAUUCUAUUCAACGACGACAUUUUUCCGAACGAUGGAGGAACUGUUUACGAAAAGUAUAUUUCUCCGAAUUCUGAAGACCAUGAUGUUGGAGAUUCACCUGAUCAGGCUCAAGAAGACAUGGAUUCCGAAGUAUACCCAUCUGAGGAUGAUUCAGAAAACAUCGAAGCUACUGCACAAUUUGACUUUAUAGCUAGAUCUGAUAGAGAACUAUCUUUAAAGAGGGGCGAUUCCGUUACUUUGUACUCACAGGUCUCCAAUGACUGGUGGAGAGGAACUGUUAAUGGACAAGAAGGCUUAAUCCCAGAUAAAUAUAUAUCUUUAAAAAUAAAAGAUGACGACAGGGAGAAAGUCGGGCUAAAAUCCAGUUCUUCUGAAGAGUCUGUCCAAAGACGAACACUGAGUUCCAAGGAUUCAAUGCUUUCUGAUAACUAUUCAUCAUUAAGCAGUUCUAACAAUUCGCCAGUUGUGCAGUUUAGUCCUAUAACUUGGAAUAAAGUGUCCGAUUUAGCUGAAUCAAUUGAAAAUGCAACAGUUUUGUUAAAUCAGGCAAGAGAGCCUGCAGUGCCGACAAAGAACGAACCUUUAGAUGAAGCCAAAACAACAGCAACCUCAAAAGACUCAGAAAAACCACCUGCAACGCACAAAACUCAAGAAGACAUAAGUAAAGCAGAAAAAGAACAACCCCAAGCUCAACCCCAGCCCCAAGCAGAAAUUGAUGAGAGUAAUGUGAAUUUUUCAGAAAACCGCGAGUUGUGGCAACGACGUGCCAUUCUGGAAUCUACUUUACUUGGGUCGCCGAUUUUGAAAACACACAGACUUUCAGAGCCUCAUAUACAAAGGCACAGUCAUACACCCGAUCUGGUUAUGGACUUACCCAUGUUGGCGAGUGUUGCUAGCAAGGAACAACUCACAAAAUCAGCGUUAACUUUGGCUACAACUGCUGAUACUGCAUCUGAUAAGGAUAAAGAUAAGGAAGCUAAGGCCACGGAAGGAACUUCAGCAAUAGCUCUGGACCCGUGUCCUGAUGCUUCAGCUGAUAAGGAUAAGAAUAACGAAAAUGAUAAGAAUCAGGAAAAGAAUAAGGAUAAUGAUAAACAACGGAAGAUUAAAGCCGUAGAAGGAAGUUCAGGUGCCGACAGUCCAGACAUGCAGACCGCAGCUGAAACCUUCGCCAAACAAAACCAGUGCACGUUGAAAAAGAACAAGAAAAAUCACGUUACUGAAGCUGAUGAGUAUGUCACCAUAACGAGUCCCAUGACAGAAAGGAAGUACGCCACGCUGGAGCCAAAUAUGACCAUGACAUCAACUUUUAAGCCUACUGGAGAAUCGAAACCGAUGGUGCUCAAAAAACCCGUAUUUUCGAUGCCACUGAGGUCGGUGUCCAUCGAAAUGAUAUGCAAAGACCCACCCGAUCUUCCAACAUAGUUCUAUAUAUUUUUUAAAGAGCGGUAUUUGUUAAUUACAUUUUUUUUAUGCACGAUUUUUGUGAUUUUUUUAUUGGGUGCUUACUACCUAGUGAGUUAUUUUUAAGGGGAAAUGUUUGCUUAAGAUCGUUUUUAUUCUUUUAUUUAUUUUCAAAACAUUUUGGUAUAAUGGUAAAUGAAAUUGAAGGUAAUUGUUAGACUGCCAUUUCGAAUAGAGUCCUAAACAAAGUCUGAAGAUGUAAUUUUUUUAAAUAAGUAAAGUAAUUGAGGCGUUUAUUUUAGAAACAACAUAAGUCCAAAAUUUUGAUUUUGUAGAAAAUGAAAAAACGCUCUCGAGUUUAUUACCAUAUUUCGAAAAACUAUUAAAUUGUACAGUGGCGAAUAUAAGUUAAAUAAAGGUUUUCUGACUACAGAAUCUCAUGAUAUUAAU
This is a messenger RNA of Diabrotica balteata, 4088 nucleotides long. NCBI's taxonomy places the organism in Eukaryota, Metazoa, Arthropoda, Insecta, Coleoptera, Chrysomelidae. The record is from the annotation of a GenBank genome assembly.